AUAGGAAACACUCCCAGAGAUGGCCCAGUAUUUCUCUGUUUGCCCCACUCAUGCCCUCAUUUUCAUAACUCUUACAGAGCGUGUCACCAGCUUCAGUGCAGCAGAAGCAGCUUAUCAUCAUCAUACAUAUCUGCAGAUCUUUACAGAGUGCAUCAUUGUCCAUCGUCGCACCAUCAGGGCUAGAACCCCAAGUACCCUGGAGCAACAGUAUAAGGACUUUCCUUCUCAUGCGCGGGAAUCAAGAGCAAGAACGCUGAGCUGCUCUCACACUCACUCGUCUGUUUUAUAGAGACUGUGGUACAGAGGCUGUCAGAAGGGAGCAGAAGUGUUGACUCUGAGGAACCAUGGGGGACUGGAGUCUCCUUGGUAACUUCCUGGAAGAGGUGCAGGAGCACUCCACCUCUGUCGGGAAAGUGUGGCUCACCAUCCUUUUUAUUUUCCGUAUCCUGGUCCUGGGUACAGCAGCCGAGUCUUCUUGGGGUGAUGAGCAGUCUGACUUCAUGUGUGACACCCAGCAGCCCGGUUGCACAAACGUCUGUUAUGAUCGUGCCUUCCCCAUUGCCCACAUCCGUUAUUGGGUGCUCCAGAUCGUCUUUGUCUCCACACCUUCACUUAUCUAUGUUGGCCAUGCCAUGCAUAUUGUACGUAGGGAAGAGAAACGCCGGCGGCAAGAGCAAGAGGAGCGUGAGGCAGUUGAUGGAGGAGCGGAACCAGGAAGUGGUGAAAAGGAGUACCUGGAGCACAAGGAUAGGCCUUCUGAAGCACCAAACAAGAUUCAUCUGAAAGGUGCUCUGCUGCAGACUUAUGUAUUGAGCAUCCUGAUUCGAUCGGUCAUGGAAGUGACCUUCAUUGUGGUCCAAUAUAUGAUAUAUGGUAUCUUUUUGGAGUCGUUGUACCACUGUAACACUUUACCAUGUCCUAACACAGUCAACUGCUACAUGUCUCGUCCUACGGAGAAGAACGUAUUCAUUGUGUUCAUGCUGGUCGUGGCAGCCGUCUCUCUAUUCCUCAGCGUUUUGGAGCUUUAUUACCUUGGCUGGAAGCAGUGCAAUAGCUGCUUCCGUAAAUAUGUUGAAAGACGUGCCAAUAACAGCAACAUAGAAACCAACAGCAAAAGCAGCAAAGCUGUUAAUGCAACUAUGACACCCAACUUUCCAAGCAGCUCCCAGUCACAUCUUGCCAAGAACUGCACUCCACCUCCAGAUUUUGAUCAGUGCUUAGCAUCAGGAAGAGGAUCACCAUCACCUGGAAAUGUACAUCACCAUGUUCAUUCCAUCCAUUCUGGCUACCAACCAUUCACCAACCGCUUGGCCCACCAGCAGAACUCAGCCAACCUGGCCACUGAGCAGCACUGCCAGCGCAGUCAUGAUGACCUGGUGGCAGGGGAGGAUUUCUUAAGAAUGAACUAUGACCAUCGGCCUACCAUUGUAUCUUGCGGAAACAGGCCUGCUGAAGUGCUACCCAGUGCUCCUUCCACACCAAUGUCCAAUAGUAGCUUUUUCAGAGACAAACGUAGCUUUAGUAAGACCAGUGGUUCCAGUAGCAGCAAAACGCGGCCUGACCUAGCAGUGUGAUUGGGGUGUAAUCAUAUUUGAGAUUAUGGAUUAAGUAUAUGGACAUCUGAUUAUCAUACCCAUAUGUAGACUGUUUUCAUAUUAUUGCCAUUCAUGUGGAAGCACACGUUCAUUUAGAAUGCCUUUAUAUACUGUACUAUAACAUUAUGAAGACAAAUCACCACAUGAGUGAAGGUUAUUUUAACGAUAUUGAGAGAAACUACAUCUGGAACCAACAAGCACAUACAGGUGUGACUAUCAGGUGUCCAUGUAACAAUUUUGACCAUGUCGUUUAAUGUCAUGUGUAUAUUCUAAAAAAGUCUGGGCAAAAAUAAACCAACUUGAGACCGAAUGCAAUAUGGACUAACAAACAAGUGCUACAGAAGAUAUGAUUUAAUUCAUCCUGGUGGGAAAUUGGGGUAAAAUAACUACAUUGCCGGUCUAUAAAUACCAAAUUAUGAACAUUGAAACCAGAAUUCUGGAACAUUUUAAGACUUUACAGUUUGAGUAAACUGUUAUUUCAACUGAAUUUAAUUCUCAAAUGAAUAACAUUAUCUCAUCCAUGAAAAUUUAGAAAUCGUGAGUGGUGGACAUCUGUGAACAAACACUUACAUUUCUUUCAGCUGCAACUGAUUUUUUUUUUUUUUUACUUCAAUCCUUUUCUGGUUGCUGCUCUCAACGAGCGCACUUUAAAAUUCUAUCAAACGAAUCUUCAGGCACUUCGCUCUUCAUCAUCAAUCUACUAGACCUUGAUUGCUUAUCAUCAACCAAUUCUCAUCCCAGCCGCCAGACACCAAAAAAUUGGAAAAAAUAACCAAGUAUUUUUAGAUUUUUUUUGUAUGUGUUGAAAUUCUUUGUUAUUAGUAUUAGCAAAGAAAUGAGUUAUGAUUUUUAGACUUUAGGGUUUUUUUUGUUUGUUUUUUUUACACAGGGGUCCCUUAAAAGGCCAUUUGAUGUAGACAAUAAUAAGAAAGAUAGAGAUCAGGAAAAAGAGAGAAUCUGUAUCAGAGCACUUUAUUUGGUUUCACUGAAACUUCUGUAUAGUAUUAGAAGUGGGAAUACUGUAUGACAGAGUAAUUUAAGUUGUACUGAGAUUGUAUGGGAAAGUAAAAUAAACGAGGAAUGGAUUGGUAAUUUGCAUGUGUGAAAUAACACUGAGACCAUUCAUGAAAUUAUUUCAAAAUACAAAAUAUAAUUUUUUUUCGCAGAAUACAUCACUGUCUGUGAAAAAUGUUAACCCGAGAGAAUAACCGCUUCAUCGUUCUGAACACAUUAAAAAAAAACAUUACCGAAACAUCACUGCUUAAUAUUGCACAUAAGUCAAGCAAUGUGAGAGUUUAUAAGCCAAAAUAACACUUCAACCAGGUCAAGACUGUGAAAAAGGACCUCAAUCCCUUGUGUACGAGUGUCAAACACUUAUUUAGAAGAAUUGAGUGUUGUGUUACUGUGAAUGCCAAAGAGAACUCAUCAU
Tachysurus fulvidraco (yellow catfish) is the source of this 3024-nucleotide messenger RNA. It is a transcript of the gene gja5a, whose product is annotated as gap junction protein, alpha 5a. The transcript has 2 exons. Gene Ontology annotation, cellular component: connexin complex. Bases 345 to 1574 code for a protein of 409 amino acids. Lineage: Eukaryota; Metazoa; Chordata; Actinopteri; Siluriformes; Bagridae. The record is from RefSeq and is a predicted model, not a curated record. Gene Ontology annotation, biological process: cell communication.